This is a messenger RNA of Porites lobata, 31623 nucleotides long. NCBI's taxonomy places the organism in Eukaryota, Metazoa, Cnidaria, Anthozoa, Scleractinia, Poritidae. The record is from the annotation of a GenBank genome assembly.
UAUAAAUUAGCGAGCGGUAUGUACGUUCCCGAUUAAGCUGUUUCAGCUGUAAGCACUGCUCAAAGGGGUGAAUUGCGGAUAGUGGAUGAUCGAAGAAAACAUUGUGUCUUUUGGUUGAUUCACUGAAUGGGGAUUUUAAGGCAGACUAAAUAUCUUCUUCGCAAAAAUUAUUUAAUCAAACGACGAAAUUUACGAGAAACAUUACAAGAAGUGCUUGUUCCAAUAUGGUGGGUAGUCCUUCUCUUGGUUAUUGGAUUAUCCAUUCCAAAGCAAAAACUAGCUCCUGUCAGAGACAGCGACAUUCCAACUUUUAACGUUUCAGCCCUCGCUCCAUCGAGUUCAGGGCGGGAAGGUUUUAUCGUUGGAUAUGUGGUCAAUGACAUUCAAAACGCGAGCCGGGUUAUCGAAAAUAUGAACAACUUCUCGGGGAAGGUGAGUUAUUUGGAGUUCAACAAUACAGACAGCAUGUUGGAUUAUUACAGAAGGUACAGCGAAAGCACGGGCUUUGAGAUGGGAAUUGAAUUUGCUAAAGGCAAGAGCGACAAGAUGGCUUAUACCUUGCACGUUGGUACGAAGUCAGCCUCCAUUCCCAACCCCGAGGAACGACUCACUGGUAAGUGUUUAUAUUUCUGUCUGUGGCUUCACUCCAUGGAAAGGCCGGUUUUUUGCUCGAAGCAAUUCCCAUUAAUGAUUAUUUUUGUUAUGUAUUUGCAAGUCAGAAAAGAGGACAUAAUAACAAAGCCCUACCGCCAUACCUAUCACCAGCCAACUGCGCCCAGCCCCGCCCCCACCCACCCAGGCUAACCCCUGUGCAUUAGGCAGUUGUGUAGGAGCUGCUUGUAAGGUCUCUCCUGAUUAGUCGCCGAAAACAGUCACAUUAGGGGCCGACCAUUUGACUUUUGAGUGGGGAAUGUGGGUGAUUUCAGUAAAAAAUAUCCUGCAGGGUGAUUUCGAGGGAAAAAAAUUUGGUCAGUGUAAAAAACAGGCUGUAGACCAUGCAAAUGAGUACAUGACAACAAUAGUCCUGUUGUUUUCUAACCCUAAAAACAAAUAGUCCGUAGUCAGUCUAAAGUCUGCACUUUAUGCUGCCCCCUGGAGGAAAAAUCUCUUUCGAGGCUUAUAAUCGAGGGGGAAAAAAAUAUUACAACAUUGUAUGUUGGGGAAAAAGAAUUGUAUCACCAGAGAUGUGGAGAAAAAAAAUUCUCACCCAAACCAAAUCAAAACCAAAAACCCAAACCAAAAGUGUCAAGGUUGUGCUCUACGAAAAAAGAAAUUCAAGGGAACCAGGUGCUCUGAACCUGGGAAAUCCAGGCUACCUAGCAUAGGAUUUCUAUGAAAAAGCUAAGAUUUCCUAGUUGCCCAAUAGCAAAAGUAAGCAGCUAGGGGCCACUGGACAGUGCCAGAACACAGCCCUGAAUAAAGGUGGAUCUUUUCUCAAACAGCGUAGAGAAAUGAAUGACUUCUGUCUUUGUUCUGAUCUUUUUUUGUAGGUCAGGGUCAAUGUCGUGAUACAAACAGCGCAAGUUUGCGUUCCUGUGCUGCUAACUCGUACUUUUUUGCACAUGUGACAGCCAUACAAGCAAGCAUUGAUGCUGCAAUUACUAUGGUAAGUAAUUAUCCACAAGCUGUUAGAGGCCAUCUACAAUCCCAGCAGAGGACGGGCAACCUCCCAUGGAAAAGUGACAGGGAUGCUCAUCAUCUCGCUUAGGGCUGUAACUGCAGAUUUUGUUCUCACUUAGGGUGUUUGGGAGAGAAAGUCAGUAUAUUUGCCGAUUCAGGUAUCUCUUCGGGCUGUGCAUAAAGGAAUUUACAAAGCUUGCUGUGAUGUCUGCUUUAGUAUGGUCUCCUAUAGGGGUCAGUUUAAGUUUGAGCCACACCCACAUUGGUCUCCCUUAGGAGUUUAAGUUUAAGUUCAAUUUUUACCAAUGUACAAAAAUAUAAAAAUAUAUAUACAUAUAAUUAAAAGUACAAUAGGUAAAGGAAAGCAAUAGGGGGAAACUGAAUUCCCAUAUAAAAACUGCCCUCCAAAACGAAAAGAUAAAACAAUUAAGAAUAGAAAACUAAUACAUAACUAUACAUCACGUGAUACUAAGAGAAAAAACAACAACAACGACAACAACAAGGAGUUUAAUCUUUAUUUUCUGAUGAGCAUCCCUUUCACUUUUAUAUGGGAGCAACCCCAACCCCCCCCCCCCCCUCGGGUGUAUAAUCCUACACCACUUCACUGUGUUCCUUGAAGUUUGAUUUGUAAAGGCAGAGAAGAGUGAAAGUGACGAAGUGUCCCGACUAUUUUGUCUGGGGCUGUAGGUUCAAUAGAUAAUAUAAUUUUAUAUUUAUUGUUAAGGCAUUGCUAGGGGAGGAUUGUGGGGGGUGACUGUGUUGCUUGUCCGUGUACUACCUGUGUCCUCAAAGGUUUGACCGUGUUUUGGAAAGAAUUAAUGCACUUGAACUGUUACCCAUUUCAAUUUUAAUACAGUGUUUCACAAAAUUUUUCUAUUUUGGGAAGCAACUUCUGUCUGCUUGAAUAAUUCAAAUGGCUUAAGCUUCAUGCAUUUUAAGUAAUACAUCCCAUUCUUGGAAACAUCCCUUAAAUCUCUUAAUGAAUAGCCUGUUUAAGAUCAGGAAACCUGAAAUCAUGACCACAUUGGGAGAGACCCAACCCCCUCUCCCCUGGGGUCUAGUGUUUUGGCUAAGUUUUGUUUACAUCAUCAUCAUCAUCAUUAUCAUCAUCACUUUUAUUUAUACACGGGUAAACAUCAGGCUAAGAUAUAAAUUUAACUAAAAUACAAAAAUAUGUUUUUAUAACUUUCUGUCAAGGGUAGCAGUAGUCUCUUACAAAAUAAUAAUAUAGUGUUUGAAUUUUUUUUGUUUGAAGGUUGAAGCCAGUUUGCCAUCCUAUGUCGUUCCAAACAUCCAAGCAAAAAUGAUGCCCAAAGAAUCCUUCACUCAAUCUUUUACAGGUUUUGCAAUAACAGCAUCAAUUUACAUGGUGCUGGCCUUCACACCAUAUAUAGUUAUCCUGUUAAUUAAUCUGGUUCUGGAAAAGGAGAAGAAGCUCAAAGACUUGAUGAGAAUCAUGGGCAUGUCAGAUAUUGCUUACUGGUUAUCUUGGUGCAUUACUUAUGGAGUAGUUCUGCUUGUUGCCUCUCUCAUCUUGAAUGCCAUCUUGGUGCCAGCCGGACGCUUGGGUGGAAGCAAUUAUGCUCUAAUGGUCAUAUUAUUCUUCUUGUAUGGUUUGUCAAUCAUUAUGCUGGCCUUUUUGCUGUCACCGUUUUUCAAGGUUGCCAAGACUGCAGGUGUAGUGGUGUCGAUAAUGAGUCCUGCGCUGGGUUGCAUUGCUAUUCCACUCAUCACUGCUGAUGUCGCGGACCCGGCAAAAUGGGGAGUGUCUCUCUUCUCACCAACUGCUUUUGCUCUCCUUGUCUCUCAGGUCAGUUAAAUUUGUUUGGCUCUAACCGUUGGUUGCUCAACAAACAGUCAGCAAUGUUGCAGCUCUCUGAAUAGCAGAAAACAAAUUCAGCAUUUUAAAAGGAUUGUUUGUUGUUCACAAAGCUGAAACUUGUUGAAUGGAAUAAAAUCCAUGAUCUCUAUUCUCAUUCAAUGACAAUUAAAAAAUAAUGUUGAACAUGUUGAGUGUCCUUUUUCAAAUUAUGUGCAAGACAUAGUAUGAUUUUAUAAUAAUAUUAAUUUGUAUUAUUAUUUAAUUAUAUAUUAUUUAAUUGACUCCAACAAGAUCACACACAAUUCAGCAACUAUACAAAUUAGUAGAAAAAAGCGUGGCUGGGAUAUCACAACAGCCAUGGCUUAUUAUGAUAAUAGUAGACUCAUGAUACAUUGUUUAACUGUAGCUGAAUUUUAUAGAGUAUAUAUGCAAUGUGUUUUUUAAUCAACAAAUGAACAGUGAAUGCCAAUCCAUGUAAGCCAGAUUUAUUAUUUGAAAUAUCACUUUUAUGAUUUUCCCAGACAUAAAAAUCAAGAAUAUGUUAUCACUUAUUUAAGGAAUAAACCACACUUUAGAUGGGUUUAUCGGCGUGAUAACCCAUGCGGGAUGUUGGGUGAACACAAGAAAAGCUUGUACAUCACAAGCUGAAGGCGAGUGAUUUACAAGCUUUUUGAGUGUUUUCCCAACAUCCUAAGUGGGUUAUCACGCCAGUAAACCCAUAGAAAGUGUGGUCUAUUGCUAUUAUAAAAUAACUUUAAGUUUUCUAUGAGUUUACUGGCACAAUAAACCAUAUAGAUUUUUAACCAAUCGGAAUGCACAUACUAUCUUGGUUCUUUUAUAAAAAUUGAUAUCCAUGCUAAGUAUCAAAGUCAAUUGGCUAUUCCUGAAUACCUCAAGCCUCUGUUUCAAAGUGAGGCUAAGUGCGAAGCUGUUGAUAUCGAAAUAAAUUUUCAUUAUUAGGGAAAGUUCAUUUAAUAUGACAAGGGGGGGGGGGAUGAAGAUAUUGAAACUCGAAGCUUGAAAUUUUAGCAGCCCCCCUCGCUAGCGGUUCAAUUUUUUAGGAGCCCCCUCCUUGGUAGUCGAAAAAAUUUCAGAGCCCCCCCCCCUCCUCCUUCAAUUCCUUUGCUCCCCUGAAAAAAGAUCGCUAGACUGUUUAAAUAUAUUUACCGUUAUUGUCUUCAAUGGUUUAUACUAUGACAAACUUGAGAUACACAAUUUUCUAAAGCAUUUUUGGGAUGAACAAGAGUGUAAUAAUUACUGAGACUACAUUUGUUAUAUCUGUAAACCACGUGAUAUAGCUGAGUUGCACAGGUCAUUAAAUUGUUGAGUUGAAAACCAUCCGAUCUGUAUGAUGAUGUCAUGUGUUGGUUUUGAAUUAUACAAAUUUUCGGAGCCCCCCCUCCUAGCGCAACAAUUUUUUUUUCAGAGCCCCCCCUUCGGGUGUCUAAAAAUUUUCGGAGCCCCCCCUCAAUAUCUUCAUCCCCCCCCCUUGUCAUAUUAAAUGAACUUUCCCUUAUGCAAAUAAAACUCAUUUUCAGGUCUUGCAUUUAGCCUUGUUUUGAAAAUGAAAGUUUCAAAAUGGAAAACAGAAAUGGCCUAUAAUAUUUGAGGUAUCCAAUAUCCCAUGACUGUUUUGUAUGCUCAGGUUAUAAUACUAGCCAUCGAUGGCACAUAUUAUUUUUGGAUAUUGUUCCUUGAAUCGUAGGUUCAAUGUGCAGUGGUUUAAAGUUUAUCAAUGCAAUAAUAGUUAACUUUUAAAUAAUUUUUUAUGGUUAACCAUUAACCCUUACUUUAAGUAGAAAGUUAGUAUAAUUUUUAAUUACCAGGAGCUCUGCUUUAUAUGUUGUAAUAUUAUUAUAUUUUUAGGCUGUUGAUGAUGAAGGUCUACAAUUUGACAACUUGACCACCAAAGGAAGUUUUCCACCUAUUAACUACGUGGUUAUGUUGAUAGUAGACAUCAUCCUUUACUUUUUGCUGGCACUCUAUCUUGACAACGUGAUUCCUACUCAGUAUGGGCAGCGGAGAUCACCAUACUUUAUCUUUAUGCCUUCAUUCUGGAAAAGCCUGUUUAAUGGCAAGAAAAAGGAAGGACUUAACAGAGAGAUGUCAGCAAGAGAGCAAGAGACUUCUGAAGAUAUUGAGACUGUACAUGCUGAUAUGCAUGGAAAUGAAGCAAUAAGGUACACUAGCUGGUCAAUUAUUUUUUUAACAACACUAAAAUUGAAGGCCUCUGUGCAAAAUGGCUCCUAGAUAUUUCCCUAAUUUUCCAAUGCAUGCAGAACUGUGACUUUUUGGGGGGGGGUAAGAAACACAUAUGCAUAGUGUUAAAAAUUUUCCCAAUCAUUUCCACUUUAUUACUAGGCUGAAAUCACAUAUGCAAAAAACAUUUAACCUUCCUGGUGGUUUCCUUUGUUGCCUUAUAAUGUCUUCCAUGGAAUUGAGAAGGUGGUGAAUGAUAAAGAAACUAACUGGCACGGGGUGAUCAUGCUCUCUUGAAACCCCCUGUGCGAUUAAUAGUUGUAAUCUAAGGAAAAAAAUUAUAAUUUGAUGCUCAGGUCAAUGUCUGAGAUUAAACUCCUAUAGGUAAAGGUAAACACCUCAAGUAACACAUUUUUAAAGAUCAUACUAAUAAUUAUUGUGUUUCAUUAUAUUUUCUAGUAUUCAUCGGUUGAGGAAAGUCUUCCACGGAAAAGAAGAAAUAGUUGCUGUUGAUGGUAAUCAUGCAAUAAAGAAAUAUUUUGCUCAUGAUGAACAAUGUUAAUCAUGUUAUUUCUGGCAUAAAUUAAUUUACCACUGAUAAGAUACAUAUUUAUUCAAGUUUUUUGUAAAUUUGUAUGCUUUUAUAUAUAUAAAUAUGUGCAUUUGAACAUUUUAUGGAAUAUUUUGCACAUUAUAAAUAUUUUAUUAUCAUUAUUAUUAUUAUUAUUAUUAUUAUUAUUAUUAUUAUCAAUUAUUAAUCGAUUUCACUCAUGAUGGUAUGACAUUUAUAAUAAUUGUUGUUAAUUGCAUUGAUAACUUCUCUGUGUAAAACAGAGUGUAGCAUCUAAGUGAACUUCAUUUUACUGGUUUUUGCUGGUUCCAACAGGAGUAAGCAUAGAUAUCUAUGCGGGACAGGUCACGGCACUUUUGGGUCAUAAUGGAGCAGGCAAAUCAACCUUGAUCGCUCUGAUCACAGGCGUGGCUCCUGCGUCUGGUGGCUAUGCUACUGUUUAUGGAUUGGAUAUCACUGACCCAAAUCAGAUGCAGGAAAUAAGAAAGUUAAUUGGUAACUAUUUAGAUAUUAGGGAACUUAAGAACCAUGACGACGACUUUGUCGACGAUGACCGGAAGUGAGAUACCAUGCACUGCGCAAGCGCGGUUUACAAAUUUCGUCGUCAUGGUGUCGUCGACGACGCCAAACACAGUAGAGUCACGUCGUCCUGCAGUCCACAAGCUUCGGCAGGUAUAACUCCCUGUUUUUAAGCGAUUUUUCAAGGGCUUUGUAUUUUUUCCACCUCGUAAAUCCAGGUAUCCUUUCUUUUUUCUGCUAACAAGCGAUGUUGAUUGAAAAUUUGACUGAUGAAUUGUGUUUACUUCGAAGACAACACUGAGCUGUGCAGGCCGAGUGAGCGAACUCGUAAGUGACGAAAUUUAUUUGUACCUAUUUAGGUCAGGUAAAUAAUAUGUCUUUAAGAUAGAGGAAAUGAACUUUAUAUGAAAAACAGCUAUCGCAUCGGAAUGUCUCUUUUUCCAAAUCUAAACUCUGACAGACACUCGGACUCGGUCAUGUCAUUCAGGUUGAAAGUUGAAUAACCUUCGUACGGAAAGCAGAGAUUUUUCCAUUCGAAAAGGUCAGACAACACUAAAAAUUCUUCAUCGUCAAUGAAAGUAGACGUACGGCUUAUAAAAUAAGAUCUUGCAUCGUCUUAAAAGACGGUUUUGCGAAAAAACUUUGUUGCGAAUGAACAUCACAGUUGUACUACUUCUACGUGUUAUUUUACAUUCAGUGUCGUCAUCGUCGACCUACCCGAUCGACUGCAUCUUAAGUUUCCUUUUUCCCGCCGAAACUGACGUUCUUGUUCCAGUCCUUUCUCAGUCAACAGACGUCGUCGUCGUGAACUUCGUCGUGGUUCUUAAGUUCCCUAUUUUCCUUGGAUUUACUUGCCAUUAAUAAACCAUCAUAAUAAUUUUAUCGAAAAAUAUCGUUCUGUAAACCUUACAGUAAACAUCUAUACUGUUAUCAUGUUAUAAGAAGUCUUGCUGGUCCAUUAUUCAGCGUUUGCCAUAGACUGAUCGAGGUACUUGGUAAACUCUUAUUUUGGUCGAGGUCUAUGAUUUGUGUCUCAACGACUCAGUCCCAUUUCGUGGUAUGUACUUUUGCAGUUGUAGGUGUCAUUGUCUUCAAGAUAUGGUCUGUUCUUAAGCUUAUUCCAAUUUUUUCACCCCUCUUGUUAAAACAUUAGAAUAAAUAUUAAAAUUUAUCUAGUUUGCUCUAUGCUGUUUUUGUAGGUGUUUGCCCCCAAGACAAUGUUCUGUUUGACUUCUUGACUGUAAAGGAACAUCUAGAAUUCUACUGUGGACUGAAAGGAAUUGAAGGAGAAGAGGCAGACACAAGAGUAAAUACUUUUAUUUUUUUCUCUCUGUUAACCCUUUAAGUCCCAAUAGUGACCAAGAUCAAUUUUCUCCUAACAAUAUCCAUACACUAUCAAGAGAUAAGUUAUGAGAAUUAAUAAAAUGAUCACCUGAGAGAAAAUGCCCUGAUCUAUCAUCAAAUUCUCUCAACUAAUUCCUUAAGGAAAUGUAUGGAGAUCAGUUUGGAGAAUUUGUAUGUGGAUACUGGGGCUUAAGGGUUAACACUAAGCAGUCAUAGUGAUCAAGAAAUUUUGUAGUGGGACACUUAGUGCUGUAGCACUUUCACUUAUUGUACACGGUUUCAAGAAAAAUAUUUCUUUCCAUUUUUUUGAAGACCCUAGCUAUAGUACAUUCAUUUUAGCAUAGAGGCUGAAGGGGGGCUAGCUAUUAACUGAGAACAAACAAGUUUAAUAGAACACAAACAACAUUAGGAAUCCCGUCUGCCAGCAGGUUGCAAACCAGUUUGGCUAUUUGAUUGCAUGAAAAAGCAGCGGUUCUACCUUGAACAGUAAUUAAAUCCAGCUGGUAGUGGAAAAGCAGGACUUGAACUCGGGGCCUCCACAUAACAAGUUUUGUGCUGGGAAUAUUAAUGAUUGGUUAUGGUGCUUCCCACUUUGUCUGUUUUUAAAAAUUUACAAGUUUAGCUCAACCUGUUGAGCUGGAGUGAGCGUUUUGCCUUACAAUGUUGUUUUGUGUAGGAAAUAUGAUUUUUAAUAGUUUUGAUACUUCUUUUUUCAAGGUUACUCAGUUGUUGAAGGACAUAGACCUCACUGAGCAGAAGGACACUUUAUCAAUGAAUUUAAGUGGAGGACAGAAAAGAAAGCUUUGUGUUGGUGUGGCACUUGUAGGAAAUCCAAAGGUGCUUAUGAUCUGUGCGAGGCAUAAGUCCAAGUCUGCAGAAUGUUCACAUGGUCACAUAUCAUACGCUGCAAAAAAAUUUAUUUGUAUAGAUUUGGAGCAGAAUACCUACUGUUUUUUUUUAAUUCAACACAACUUUAGAAAGUUUCAGGGGUUCUGCGUGUUGUUUCUAAAAAAUUAGCAUUUUUUUUUGUCCAGAAUAUGCAACUAUUAUUCUUUAUUAAAAGAUUUCUUGUGGAUUAUGCAAUGUGCAGAUGUGUUAUAAGAGAUCAAUAUUAAUAUUGUGUGAAAUCUCACCAUCACAUAAUAUCAGAGACCCCAAUGCUGAGAAGGACAGCAAACUUGAAAAAGAAUGUUUGAAUGCCAUCUGGCAAAUAAAUGUUUCUAAGAUAGUUGUGUCACUUCACAAUAUUCUUUUGUUGUUGUUUAAUGAAAAAGGUUGUGAUAUUGGAUGAACCUACGAGUGGGAUGGAUCCAUAUUCUAGACGGCUUAUGUGGUCCUUGUUGCAAGAGAAAGCUAAAGAUAGAGUUGUUCUUCUUACAACGCAUUUCAUGGAUGAAGCUGAUAUUUUAGCUGGUAUUGUACAAAAUUGUACUCUUUUUCCAUGACUUGCAGAGUUUAACUCCAAAAUUUUUAACACAUACUCCAUUUCAUUUGCAGUGACUUUGUCUUUUAGUUGCAAUGUAUGUGUUAUUAAUUUCUUUUUUUUUGUGCAGAUUACAAGGCUAUUUUAUCAAAAGGAAAGGUGCGCUGUGCUGGUAGUUCACUUUUCCUGAAGAAUCGUUUUGGAAUUGGAUACCAUUUAAAGUAAGUUUCUGUUUGGACUUAAGUUGAACCUCUCUAAAAUAGCUCUCUAACCAGUUGUGCUGUGGUAAGGGGCCAUUCUGGAGAGGUGGCUUUAUUGGGACAGAAGGGUGUGAAUUGUGAAACCAAUUUUUUUUUUCAUAGGGGAGCACAUUUUUAGUUUUCAAAAAAUGCUCAUUACAAACACAGAAAGCUGUGAACACUGAAAACCUACAUAGGACACCUGAACAUGCAAGCAAGCUGCAAAUCCACAAACUACAUUAUUGCUUCUUAAAGUUCAGUUUCUCAUAAAUGACUGACUUCUUCUUUUUGACACAAUAACAUUCCAGAAGUAUGUUUGGUGUUCAAAGUGAGUAAAUCAGUGACUGUACAAACUGUUUGUACAUCAUUGACUUUUAACUGGCUUAUUUGGAGAGGUUAUUUUCACAUCAUUUUCACUAAAUUGCAUCUUUUAAUUUAGUAGAGGUGAGACUUUAUGUUAAAGUAGUGUCUCCAUCUCUGAAUGUGGGAAAUUCUGGAAAAUUGUUAUGAGUCUAAGAAGCAUGAUUACUCAGUAACCGUGGAAAAAUCUGCAUGUUGUAAAUUUCCAGCAUGGCACUAGCAGAUGAUUGUGACACAGACCGCCUGACUGACCUCGUUCAGAGCAAAGUGCAAGGUGCUGAAGUUAUUCGUCAUCAUGGCAAAGAAAUGGCAUUUUCUCUUCCAAUGGAGCAACUAUCUAUCUUCCCAGGUAUUGUUGGCUCUGAUGUUCAGGAGAGCGUUUUAAUAAUCUCCCCUGUGUAAAAUUUUUCAAAUGAUAAAAUUAAUAGAUUAAUUAAUAAGUAAGGGUGCUUUGCAAAAGUCAGAACUGGCUGGCCAGACCCUGCAUUUUGAAAAGGAAAUGUUAGUCUUUGGUAGAACCUUUUACUAAAACCCAUUACAGCGGGUACAUAGUGUUUAGAAAUAAACUGAUCGGGCUGGAUUGUCCUUAUUAAUAGUGGAAUUCUCGUGACGACUUGACUGGUCUGGCCAGGCCAGCCAGUUUUGAUAAGUUUAUUUGGUAAGAGCCCGAAGUUAAAGGUAAGAAAAAAGGUUGAGAAAGAAAAAAUUGUUGACAAUUUGUUAACUGUUCCCAUUACUAUAAUUUUUAAAGAAGAUUAAUUUCAAUGAAAUAUGACCUGCGAUCAGUCGUUCUUUUUUUCCGGGAAGCGCAAAAUUCAGCAGAGAGGCAAAGAAAAAGGAAGUAGGACUGCCUGAUCGCAGGUUAAAGAAAUAUAAUAAGCUACAAUUAGAGCAUAUUAAAGUUAAUGAAUAAAUCAGGAUGAAAUUUGGUCCCACGGCAAAUAGCAGAAGCAAGUCAAGGUGGGCGGAGCAACAAGAGCAAAGCAGUCUGUCAGUGGUGAUCUAACUCUUGGGGUCUUUUACCCCCAUCCCCAUCCUGAGCCGGAGUACUGAGCUUAUUUGCAGGCUAACAUGGGCAUGGUCAGUCCUUUUUGGGAGACAAUUGACAGUAUUUUUAUAAUUUAUUCACCAACCGUCAGUAUCUACGUUUGAUUAACAUUGUCAAAUGUAAUAUGAUAACAUAAUAUAUAGUAAUAAAUAUUAUAAAUGUAAUAUAAUAAGGGAGCGGUCAUUAACUAUUGGGGGGGGAGGGUCGGUAUUAUUUCAAAGGUUAGAGCCCAAAAAUGUUAGCCCCUCUCAGGUUAACAGCCCAAAAAUCUUGGCCCCCUUUAAAAUGUGAGCCCAAAAAAUUGUAACCCUCCCCUGUGAAAAACUUUUGAUUUUUUUACGAACGUUAUUUUGAGACAAUUAUUUCACUGGAAUAAGAAAAAAGUGUUACUAUUUUAAUACACUAUUUACAAAACCCAAUGGUUCACCAAGUAAAGGGAACCCUCGGCCCUUUUCAUUUUUUCAAGAAUUCCGCGUGACUUCAUUCCAGCAUUCCAGCUCUAAUGAACAUGGCUAGUUCUUCGCGAUUUAUACUGGGUUCAUCGCCAAUACUAGAUGUACUUCAAAGAGCAGAUCUAGAAGAUUAUUAGGGUGCUUGCGUCAGAAAAGGUUUAAAAAAAGUUGAACACCUCCAACAUGUGAACGAAGAGCUUCUUAGGCAGGAAUUAGGUAAGCUUUAAUACAUGUAAUUAAAGAUAGUUCCAGGGUUUUAAUGUUUUAUUUUAUUUUUAUUAAAUAUAGUUGGUUUUUAUAUUUAGACCAAAAUGGGAGGUACGAAAUGAAAAAAGCAGCAGAUAUCAGUACAUACAUGUAGUACUCACACGUUCACUGUGUUUACAGUUGUAAUGUUUGUCCUUAAUUUCUACUGCUUUUUUCGCACUAUGUAGCGAUCAUGGUCGAUCAGGAUAUCAAAGGAGCGGAAAUUUUACUCGAAGGCGAAAUAUUUUGACGAAUAUUGUUAGGUGAAAUGGGCAUUGUUUGAGAAAGACAUUGAUCCAUGAUUCAUAUCAAGAGUAACUGAGAUUUCGCGAAGGUGCAGAGAUCCAAAGACAACACGAAAUCUCUGACAGCAUACGUGCUAACCAUGGCAAAGUUCCUCUAAUAAAAUGUUGCUCUUUUUGAUGUGUUUUUUUUCUUUUUUUUUUUCCCUCAGGAAUGACUGUAUUUGAAGCAAGAAGGCUUUUAGAAGUAUACAAAGAGUCUCAGGAAUCCACAGCGGAAAUGACAAGUCACAAAAAUGCGGCGAAUAGACAAAAUCAAGCAAGCGUGAACAAGGAUAAAAACCUUGGCUGGAUCCCAAAUCCCCGGAAUGACAUGAGCAGAUUUUAUAACGAAGUGUACGAAUCAUUUUAUUUGGAACGGGUUGGCUAUUUUGGUGGAAACAAGAAGGCCUUUAAGAAAGCAUUCCAUGAAGAAGCGAGAAGGGAAUACGACAAUGAGAAGGCGGUAAAAAAAAUUAGAGAGCAAUUAGCGCAACUGAAAUCUGUAAAGGAUCCUUCUAAGGCUGGAUUUCUUCUAAGAGAAAACCACAUUCUCAAGCCGCAUGAUUCAACGACCAUAACGCAGAACAUGUUACACAUAAAGAGGGUCGAAACUUCAAUCGAAACUUUACAAAAAAAACCUAAAGGAACACUUAGAAAGAACAAUCCAUUCAUCAGGUAGAGUUUUAACAGGACAUAAAACUGCACAUGACUUUGAUGAGCAAAAGCUAACUGAAUUGCAGGGUUUUAGAAAUGAAUUACACACUUUAAUAACUAGUCUAAGUCAGCUCCAAGAAACCUGCAAAGCAGCAUUUAAGCACCCCUUUUCUGCAAUGAAAAGAAAAUCAAGAAAAAGGAAACAAAAUACCCAAAAGAGUGUGAAGCGGAAAAAGGCGAGGCAUGUGGCCAGGACGACUGAGGUUCUCAAGAAGAUUGCGCCUGAUUGGUCGGAGGGUAAGAUUUGUGAGAAGGAGGAUUUGUGCGGAGACAUCGUAAAAGAACUUGGAAAAAGAGAGCAGAAAUGGGCGGUAGCUUUGAUGUUUGAUCAGUGCGAACUUUUGAAUGACAGCGCGAAAUCAGAGCUUAGAACAAUGUUAGGGUUUUCUGAAAGUGAGAGUAGCUCUAAUGCAAGUGACGGCGAUGAAAGUAGCGACCAAGACAACCUAAGUAGCAUCAAUGACAGCAAAGACAGUGAAAGAAAUAGCGAUGACGGGGCCGAUGAUAGUGAUGUAACUGAACAAUGUCAGGAGGAGGAUUCGGGAAGUGUCUUUACUGCAGUGGAAGCAUACGACAGCAGCAGUGCAGAAGACAUUGGCCCCUACUGGAACACAAUGGAAUGCACUCCUUACUAUGAGCCCAUUGAGUAGUCGUUUAUACAUCUUCACUGGACAUUGGCAAUAUGUUUGAUACCGUUACUGUUUAAGACUGAUUGAGUUUUAUAGCAUACCAGAAUUUGUUGAUUUUUAAAAUAACAAUAAAUCAAGUGAUGUUUAUAAAAUUGUUCUGGGUGUGAGCUUUUUCACUGUGCAAUUAAGCUUUGAGUAUACGAUUCUAUGAAGAUUCUUGCCAUGCUAAAGUCAAUAGCACAAAACCCAUUUGUGCACAUCGCCCAAAGUUUUAAUAAAAGGCGCCCAGAAAUUGUAACCCUCCCUAUAAAACGUGGGCCCAUAAAAUUAUGGCCCACCCCAAAUGGGCGCCCAAAAAAACACAGCCCUCCCCCAAAAUUUACCAGCCCUCCCCCCCAAUAGUUAAUAUAAUUAUAUGUUAUAUAAUUUUGUCAGAUUUACUUAAAGCCCUUGAAGAUCAUAAUGACAGUGCUGAUGUUUGUGCUGCUCCGUUAUUGGGUGUUACGAGUUAUGGUGUAUCCAUGACAACCCUGGAAGAGGUUUUUCUCCAACUGGAAGACACCAGUGAUGAAACAAGCGAGUCUGUGGAGGAAAACGAGCCAAUUCAGGUAGGUAAUCACUCAGGAAUUGCUGUAUUUUUGUUGGAAAUAUACUGCUUAGCUGUAUAAGCCAACCGCCUGCUGCCUGCAUGUCUUGAAAAUCCAGUUUGGCACUCUGUCUGUCCCUCACAGCAACGCAAGUUCAAACGGUCACCAGUCUUCUCCGUUCUUUUCCGCACUAAAAAUGGUAUCAAAGUUCCCCCCUCCCCAACCCCAUUCCCAGGGUUCUCUCCAAGAACCAUUGGGGACGAGGUUGUCCCCCCCCCCCUCCCCUACUCUCCACCCUGAGAAAAGGGGCAUGCACAACUGUAAAAAGAGAAAAGAAUAUUGUAGCUUUUAUUUCAAAAAUAGCCAUGGGUUUCAAUAAAAAUUGAAUUAGCCAGCAGAUUUGCAUGGAGUAACUGACCGUAUCAACAGUCCACGUUUUCAAGGGGUGUCUGGGGGCAUGCUCCCUCAGAAAAUAUUAAUAAGCGAUUUCCAGCGUUUAGGAGACUAUUUAAACUGAGUAUAAAAGAGCGAGUUUUCCAUUCAAGAAGAUUUGGGUUUUAGUCCAAAUUGGCAAAUUUUGAUUUAUUACCUACACAAUUAACUCCUGCAAGCAAUGAACGAACGAUAAUUAUACUACUGGUAAGUUACAUACAUUUCUGCGUGAUCAAAUUCUAUUGUUGUCCAUGACAUUAUUCAAACUAGCUGCUUCUUCUUCGGAGAAAAAAAUAGCCGACUUCUCUGAGCAAUGUAGCUGACGCGUUUCGUCGGUCGUCGGUGCUUAUUGAAACCCCUGAAUGGUAGUAUAUUUUGGAUAACAACUGACAGGUACUUUGUGGUAAUUUGUUGAAUAUAUGAGUUUUAUGUCUCGUCAUGUGUUGUAACACCUGGACAAGUUUAAUAUCAGCUGUUGCUAACCCUCCCAACGUCUGUCUCCAGUGGGUGAUGUUAGGGACUUUUAAGAUCCGAGAACGCGACGGCAGCGAAAACAUCUCUCAAAAGUGAAUUUGCAUUUUUCAAAUCUUCAUCGCGAUUAUUCCUACCCACUUACUUCGUCAAAUGUAGGCGAAACUAGUUCCUGGAGUCGAAUUCCCAUGUUCAAGUUCAGAAAUUUGGUCGUCUAUUCUUUUCCUCCUCCUUAAAAAGUUAAAUUAGGCAUUUUCACGUCGUAGUCGUGCAGUGUUGACAAAGAAAUGUACAAAAAAGUGUGAUGCACGCGCAAAGUUGUCAGUUUUGCCUUGUAAACCAAUUGCUUUUUUUUUUCUUGACGUUCUCGCUGCCGUCGCACCUUGCUUUGCGUGCGGAAUUUGUCCAGGAAAGUCUUGUAAUUCAAAUCCACGUGGUUCACUCCUCCUCCAGGUACUUCACUGCAGAUGGCUUUUGCUAAUUGUAACUGUUAAAUAUGCUCCUGUUUAAACGAUUGACGUUUGUCUAACAUUACUGAACUGUAAAAGUAAUUCAAUCCAAGGCUGCAAAAGGCGCUAAUAAACAAACUGAAACUUCCUAACGAACUCACCAUCUAUCUAUGUAUCUAACGUUUCAUUUAAGGAUGCGAGGGAGGUUAUUGGACAGCUGCUAACUCCCUCAGAUGUCCUUACUGUUCAAGAUGGAGCCUCGAGGGUUUCGGGUUCAGUUAAUGCAUUAAACACUGGCGGUGUAGAAUUAAAUAAGCCUGAACUCAGACAGAACUCACGGGCACCUUCACAGAAGGAAAAACAACAGCUGCUAGGUUUAUUGAAGGUAUGUCACAGCGCCACAAUAAUGGUAUCAUUUGCUACCUUCAUAGCACAUUCAGGACGAAAACGCAAAGCUCUUGGAAAGCGCCACCAACAUGUUUUACACAGCAGGGGCAGAGCUAAAUAAUAGUUCAGCUAAGGAGAAAUCAAAUGAAGAUUUGUGGAAGGAAAAGCAACAGUUGUUAGGUUUACUUACGGUAUGUUUGCAUGACCUACAUCACGUUUCAUGCUUCAACUUUGGUUGGUUCUAACUAUUUCCUUAUGUCUUGACACAAAAUUAACUCGUGAAAUCAUGGUUUAAUAUGUAGCUUUUCAUCUGGAAUUUACUUACAGACUGUAGAAACUGUUUUUGCAAAAAUGACAGUACAAGAAAUCCUUCAAUCAAUUCCUUUAGUGAGCUAUAAUAUUGACCAGUAAAAUUUUUCUUUGAAAUUACCGCCCAUGUGGAACUUAGCCUGUUGCAGGCUCCAAGAUAGAGUAAUGUAGUAAAGGGCAAAGAUCGUGAAAAUGUGAGCGAAAAACGCGAGGGGCCGGGAGCAGAGAACGCUCUCUCCUUCUUUUCCCGCCUCCGCCCCUUUUCACGGAACGCGCGAUAGUCGCCAUAGUCUCAGGUCGUUAUUAACGUCCCUUUCUCUAAAGUGACAUCGGCAUUGUUGCAUAACGUUCGAAAUAUAUGGAUUUGUGCGGUAAAAAAAAACAUUGUUUCUGUUUCCUACGAAUGUGAAAGGAUUUAAAUAAAAAUCGGCUAACCUCACUUAAGUUGUCUUUCCUCUUUCCUUUUUGGUUCCCGAGUCGAUUUAUGGCAAUUUUAUGCGUUUUAAUUAAGCUGGUUUCUUCUCUCUAUAAUCCUUUCGAGUUUGGGCCAGCUGUGAUUAAAGGUACAAUGGAUAUACAAUUUUAUUAUCUCCACAGAUCCGUUGGUUGAUGACCGCUCGCUCCCCAUCAAAGAUCAUUUUUAUGGUCAUCAUUCCACCGAUUCUAUUAAUUGUUGGUCUAGCAUUGUUACUGAAAACCAAGGACAACACCAAGACUUCUAGCCAAGCUGAUCCCCUUCAACUGAGUCCUAAAUUGUACCUCAAACCUGGAAGCCAAGAAACGUACGCCACCGAUGCCCUGGUUCAGAACGCGACUGGUCAUGUAAUAGAUUAUAUCUUGGGAUACUUAACCGACUAUGAAGUUGGCACAGAUUUGGUGUCCUCCAUUGGUAGUGUCUUGAACAGUUCUUCACAUGCUCUUUACAACUUGGCAUUCAGCAUUCGACAGUUCCCCGCCGCAUUCAAUUUGUCAAAUUCUGGCGUAAGUGUGGAUUUUUCAAAUCUAGUCCUUGUAUUUGCAGAGCAGACAACAUUUCUGUAGCCUCCUGACAGUUUUUUUGUUGAGCUUUAACGUAAUUAGGUGUUCACACCGCAUCAAAGUAUGGUAUAAAACCUCUCCGAUAUGUUACGCUCCACUUUCGAGAUCAGCGCGGCGCAGCUUCGCUCCGUCACACAAAUCGCGCCGCCACAACCGUUCUUGUGUGUGAACAGAAGUCCUAUCCGGUAUAGCCUGCGUGGCCGGCGUUGAAAGGGGAAGGGGGAAUUUGGGCGCGCGCGAGAGCGUGUGGGGCGCCCCACACUCUCUCUCGCGCGCCCAAAUUUCCCCUUCCCCUUCCCCUUUCAACGCCGGCCACGCAGGCUAUAUCCGGUAUGAUAUUCGUGACGGCGUAGAAUCUAUCCGGUAGAGUGUGAACAAAGCCUAAUGGAAACUCUCUAAUUGUUCCAGAUACUGUGUAUUACUAGAAUUUCACAUAGUGGUAUUACCACUAUCCACGCUGAUGAGUGUGACAUUUGGAAAAUUAUCAGCCAAUAUAUAGAGCGUCCCCAAUAGGGUUUUUCAAUCCCGUAAUCCCGACCCAAGAUUUCGAGCAAUCCCGUAAUCCCGAGGGUUAUUUUUGGCAUCCCACCUCCCGCGCAUACUUUCAAUCCCGAAUCUUUCCAAUCCCGAGCUUCAAAUAAGGGGGAUCCCGUAUCCCGGAAAAACUAUUGGGGACCCUCAAUAAACAAUUGAAUAAUUACAGCAUGAAGAGCAGCAGCAGUACGCGAUCUUAUCAUCGCUGUCAAUCUCAAAGUGACUAUCGCAAGACAAACAAUCAGACUUAGCUUUCAGCAAAUUCAGUUCUUGUUCUUGAUUUUUCUUCUCUCAACUUGAUGAAUUUGCAUCACUUUACUUUCUUGCAGCUUGCGGGUUUGAGCUCAAGCUUUUUCAUGCGGUACAAUGACACCACAGUACAUUCAGUUCCUGUUGGAGUUAAUAUCCUGGGAUCUAUUCUCCAUAUGAAUGCACUAAAGAGUCAGAAUCUGACACCUUACCCUCUGGAGGCUAACAUUCUACCAUUUCCUGGACUCAAACCUCAAUGGACCUAUGACGGUACAUCCUUCACGUCAAUUUUGUUGAUCGGUUUGGGUCUGGCUCUUAUACCAGGAGGUUUUGCCAUUGAAGUUGUGGCACUUCGCCAGGUGAGCUACAUACUUAGGGGGGAUGGGUGAGGCUUGUGCAGAGUCGUGAAGGUCGGGAAAAAGUCGGCCGGAAGUAGGAGCCCAUCCUACCGGAAGGUAACAAAGUGUUCUGCAAGGUCAGGGAAAAGUUAGCUUUAAGAUCUUCAUUUCAAUUGCUACCACGGUACUGUUAAUUUUUACGUUAAAUCGACACGUUACAUCGCUUGCACAGAAAUCCAAAAGACAACAGAAGGAGAGCAAGCGGAAGGUAAAAGUCAAGGGGAAAGUGUUAAUUUUAAUUUUGCCUUCUGCGCAUGCCCGAACUUCGAAAGCUCUAAUUUAGCAUCAGCAACAGAAAGGUAGCGUGAUUAAUUGAUUAACAUUUUGUACAGUUGUACGGGUUUCGUCUUUUUUUUUCAAGAUAGUGACCAGAAACAUCGCCGGUUUUUCACCAACAUUUCCGUGAGGGAGUGGAUUAAACAAUUGAAUUCUAGAUUAGAUUGAUCAACAACAUAGGCUGUUCACAGUCCCCUAUUCUUCCGUGAGAUCUUCGAGAUCGGGCACUCACCGUCACUGAAAGCCAGUUUUUUAAUUGGUUUCCAUCGUACCCAGGGGUAGGCGUCGGGGUUUAUAGCUGUGGGAAAAGGAAGUCGCUACUUUCACAUUCCCAUAAUACAUCUUGUUUAGCCGCCAAAAGUUUUGCAUAAGCAUUGUUUCCAAUUUCUCUUGGGAUUUACAAUCCUCCCAAGAGGACUUAAAAAUAAUACUUAUGCAAAAUUUUGGGGGUAUACUAGGUGUAUUAUGGGAAUGUGAAAGUAGUGAAGGCGUGAAAACCCAAACCGUCCUCCGUCCCCUAAGUAGAUGAAAUACUAGUCAUCUUCAAACUAGACUCGGUCAAGAUGGCCGCCUGUAGCACUCGUACUCGACGACCUUACGGAAAAAUAAGGUGACUGUGAACAGUCUAUGAACAACACUAAAGUCUCCUUUGUUUCAUCGGUAGGAGAAAAUGCGUCAUCUUCUCCGUGUAUCUGGAGUAUCAUCAAUUAUUUACUGGCUUCACUUUUUCCUUUUUGAUGCCGUUGUCUUCCUGAUUCCAUGCAUCCUUAUGCUGAUACUGAUCCCCGCCUUCCAGCUUCCUUCGUUAUCUCCUGCACCUGCCAUGGGCAGCCUGGUGUUGUGUAUAUUACUCUACUUCCCUUCCGGAAUCCUGUUCUCCUAUCUCUGUUCCUUCAUGUUUGGCAAAUGGGAAACUGCACAACAGAUAAUGCCACAACUAUUUCUUUAUGUAAGUAAAACUAAUCUCAUCAAGGUGUUUAUAGUUUUGAAUUUGUGUGUUGGUGUGCGAGGUUGUGAAGCCUUUUUAACUGCGCUACUUCUCGUGUGAUCAAUCUUGGUAAAUAAGCCGAUACAGGUUGAGAGUUUUAUUAGCAUGGCACACUCCUCUACAAAUAGCAUGCGUGGCAGUAGCCUGUGUACAGUCCUCCCCUCCCCUCAGUAAAAGUCGGAGAAGGGGCCCCUUCUCCGAUUUUUACUGAGGGGAGGGGGGUCUGUAUACAGGCUAGCGUGGCAGGCGCCGAUUAGUUUUCUUGGCUAGUUUUUAUCGAGCACGCGAGGGGAACACGCGAGGGGAAACAAGAGGGCCCGUCUCUUUUCCUCUCCUUUCGCCCGAAAAAAAACGGUUACACAGGCUACUCUACAAAAUAUGCACAAGAAUUUCAGUGUAACUGCUUGUGAAAUUUAUUUUUUCUAGGGAGGACUUGUUCCAUGGCUGACAGUUGCACUGAUAGACAUGAUAUCAAGUCGAGACGUAGCUAUCAUUCUUCAUAGUAUCUUUGUAUUUCUGUUGCCUCCUUAUCCAGUCUUUGGAGCAUUGUAUUAUAUUGAUGCUGUAAGUAUAGACCCGUCUGUUUAAGUGUUGUAGUCUCUCUUUGGGUAGUCUUUUUUCAUAGCCGAAUAAGUGGAGCUAACGAAACGCAUGAGCGCGUGGAAAUUCGCCUCUCGCUCGCCGCGAGGUCUUCUCGGGACAGACGAUGUUCUACACGCUUGCGUGCUUUGUUCUUCUAUGUUUUUGUAUUUGUAUUUUGAACAGUGGGUCACGCUAGUGACUACUUUAUUGACUAGCAACAGGCAACGCCUUCACCCCAAGAAAAAAAAUUUUCUACAUGUAUUUUAUGUAAUUGCCCGGCCACUUUAGCCAUACCGCUAAGAAACUGACUGUUUUAAUAUUUUUAUGUUUCAAUUUUUUCACUUAGAAGAAAGAACUUAGAAUUGAGUAUGUGCUGUGCUCUGUUGGCAAAGGCAAUACAAAAAACAUUAGAGAGAAAAACUGGCUGUUGGGCAUGUAGAACAUUGGUGGUUUAUUAAGUUCUGAAUAUCCAUUGUAAAUAUCAGUACAAAUUUUGGUUAAAAACGGUAUUGCCUGCGAAGGUGAGGGCAAUCAAACCGCUGCAAUGCUAAUCACCGUGAGAUCAAGGAAGAGGCAGGAGUUGAGGAAAAAGUUUUGAAUCAAUAAGAUCAAGAACUCAACAUCCACUAUACGACGACUGUGAGCAUUAGUAGUGUACGUCAUCUCCGUCUCAAAUUUCAUGACAAUGUCCUUGAUUCCAUGCUCCAAACCUCCUUGCAUUAUGGUAAAGUAAAGUAAGUGGUUCAAAUGUCGCAUACAAUUUUAUUUGCAAGCAAGUAUUUUAUUUAUUUAUUUUUAGGCCUACAGAUGGCAAUCCAUUUUGGCAGCCUAUGAAAACAGGGGUAACGUAGUAGACGUACACAUGACCGCAAGCCAUUACUUUAAGUGGACAAAACACAACGGCAUCCCAAUAGCAAUGAUUGCUGUAAGUAUAUGGGGGAACUAUGUGAUAUUUUAUUUCGUUAUCUGUAGUGCUUUUCUCAUCAUGUUCGGUGCUUGUACCAUCCAUACUCGUUAUUGUGGGUGCAAUAUUUGAUACAAGGGUUCUUAGACUUCUUUUUGCCUUCAUUGGCUAAGCGUUUUUUUUGUUUUGUUUAUUAUUUUGCUUUCUUUUUCUUCAGCCUGUUGUCCAUAUAAUUCUGUUUUCCUUGCUGAUUUACUACUUGGAUCAACGUAAUAUUGGUGUUGAAACCAAGUGCUUCUGUAAGCGCAGGUAACAGUUAUUACCUUCUCCCUUUCGAAAGUAAUUAAUACCCUGAUUAAAAUAUAACAAACGUGUAAGAAUUAGUUAUGGGAAAUACUGAUUAAGAAGGAACAAAUUUAUUUUCUUUAACUAGAGGUUUCAGCAUUAACUUGGAAAGAGGCGAAGGCAUUUUAAAAUCUCUUUCAAAAUGAGGCAAAGUGCAAACCUUUUUUUUAAAACUCCAUAUGAAAAACGGGGAUGCUCGUCGUCUCGCUUAGGGGUGUAAAAUUUUGGUCUCCUUAGGGUUUUGUCAAUUUUAGGCGCCAAAUGCAAGGUCUCGUUUUUCAUAGCGAAGGUCACAGAAUUACGCGAAGAGAAACAGAAGUCAAUUUUCUUUUUAACUUUGUUUGUUAUGUCUUUAUUUUAAAACUCAAAUGUCGUAUUUGUGUGUUUUUAAGCGGUCUUUUUGGGUCAAAAUUUGCAGCCAGUGCGAUUGGUCUCCUUUAGGGGUCACAAAACGAGGCACAGAUGGGUUAGGGGUUAAAUUCAAAAUUUCCGACGAGCAUCCCCGUCUGUUUCGACAGUACCGCCGGGCCUUUUUGUCAAAAUGGUUUUUUAAAACACUUAAACGUUUUAAAGUAAAGGUUUGGGGCUUGUUGGGCCAAUUGCAUCAGUGCGACUGACUUGAAAACGAGGUUAUAUGGUUUAUUGAUUAAUACAUUACCCCAUUUUCGACAGUACCUCUCCUUGGUUUUAAAAACACUAAACGCAGACUAAUUUCUUUUACGGCAACUAAGAAACCGAAUUUGAUGAAAGGUAAUCUGCUUCUUUCUUUCUUUCUUUCUUUCUUUCUUUCUUUCCAGUCGGUAGUUUUCUCCUAAGCUAAUUGUCCUGUUUUUGUAAAAUCUAUUUAUCGUAGUAGGGUGAUAUGCGGUACUGCUGAACCAAAGUAAACCUAAGCGUGUUACAUUGCUGUAAUUUUAUGGUUUGUCCCUUUGUAGUUGAUCUUCCCUGUGUUGUAACCAUCGAUCCUGUUAAAUCUCCGCGGAAGUACUUUCAAAUAGUGCUGUUUGUUGUUUUCCGCUUUAAAGCAGGUGACUUUAGAGACUAUUCCGAAUCAGUUCUGCGAUGCGGUUGUUAGUAUGCUAGGAAGGAGCGUUGGGUAACGACACAAAGAGCGCCUGUGUAGCAGACUAUGCGGGUGUAUGCUUAUCUGUGUUUAUUGUGGUAUUUUCCUUAGCAGCAACCAAAACACCGUUGAUCGAUUUCCCAGCUACAAGCGAUAUGACAGUGUUGUAGAGACAGAGGCCCAGGAUGAGGAUGUUAAAAGAGAAAAAGAAAGGCUAAUGCACAUUACCAGCAGCUCCAGUGAAUGUUCUUCUUUCUCUGUUUUCGUUAAGGUAAGAGCAGCGUAGUACGUGAAUAGUUUGACAGGAUUGUCCAGCUUGAAAUCACGCUGUUUCUUUGUUGUGUUCUUGUUGUUUUUUCGGUUCUGUCGGUUUUUAUUUAUUUAUUUGUUUGUUAUUUAAUUUAAAGCUGUUUGCAACCAAAUGUCGUUAAACGUUCGUGAAAGAAAAACCAAAGCGGACUUACUCUAGCCGAUCAAAUCACACGCAGACACCCAGAUUAUCCUGAGUGCCAGGUUCUUUUUCUUUCCUGGUAAUUUUCGGCGAAGUGUCGAGAGAAUAAAAACCCUGGUCACUGGAGAUACCAGUCUCAUUGCCAUGUAAUUUUUUGAUCAUACGUCUCACCAAACCGGUUUUGGAGCUGAUGUGCAUGUUUGUUUUCAUUGAAUCUGAGAUCAAGUGUGGUCGAACGUGGCUCUGUGUCUAGCCUGCGUGGCAAGCGUUUCCUCGCGAGGUUCGUCGAGAAAGCUAACCCUAACCCUAACCCUCCCCCUUCAACCUUUUUUUUUGCUUCCGCUCUAACUUUCGCGCAAUAACUCGAUUGGAAACGCUUGCUACGCAGGCUACUCUGUGUCUGCGAUGCAUGAAAGUUGAAUGGGACAAUUUUAUUGUGAAAUCAUUUUACUACAGCUAUGAAUUCUGGAUGUCGUCAUCGUGAAAAUGACCUAGUGCGCGAGAUUCCGUUGAGUGUUAACAUCUUCGUAAAACGUGAAAUUAGGAAAUUUUACUCCGUAGUCGUACAGGGACGGCAAAAUUUUCCAAAAAGUGUGAUGCAUCUGCAGCGUUCUUGAUUUGUUGUUGUUGUUAAGGAGCGUACGCAACUACGACGGCAACGCCAAAAAAGUAAUAGGUCUUUUUUAGCAAAAAACAAUGUUGCACGUGAGCUCGCUUUUUUGUACAUUUAUUUACCGUCACUGCACGACCACGAUGUGAACUUUCCAAAUUUCACGUUUUAUAGCGGACCUAAACACAAGGCAACAAUUGUCUUUUUCCUUUUCUUAACUUGGAUGCGGUCCUUAAGAAUUCAACUUCAGACAAAUUCGACUAACUUUGACAAAUUGAACCAAACGGAAUAAAAGCGAUGAAGUUUGAAACAGUGGGAAUUGACCUUUUAGAUGAAGUUUUCGCUGCUGUCGCGAUUGCGUAAGCUCCCUGUUGUCUCUUGUUGCCGUCAUGCUUUCGUAAGCUUCUAUUCUUCAAAUCCUUGGAAGAAGUGUAAGGUUUAUGUAUCCUUGGUUUAUUUCACGUUAGAAGUCUAAUACAUUUUCUUCUAACUUAGGGGUUGUGGAAAAGGUUUGGCUCCGGUAAAACUGCUAAAACUGUUGUCAAAGAUCUCUAUUUUGGCGUGGAGCAAGGUGAAGUUUUCGGACUUCUUGGGCCAAACGGUGCAGGCAAGACAACUUCACUCAGCAUGAUUACAGCGGAUUUCCCACCGACAAGAGGGAAGGUACGGUGAUAUGUGUAAAGGAAAGACUUCAUGUAAACAGGUGGAGCUCUCCAGGGAUGUAAUUUCGGUCCCAGUCCCUCCCUGACCUGCAUAGUUCUUUAUAUCAUGCUCAGUAUUCUUGGUUUGCAACCGCGUGACAAGGCGGCCAUGUUGGGGGUCCAAACAAAAGAAUUUUUUCUCGAAGAAUUUACGUGAAAAUAGAGUUUAGCUCCCAGAGGAGGGAAAUGCUUUUGUUCUUGACUACCAACAUGGCCGCCAUGACGUCAAGUGCAAACCAGCAAUUAUCUUACAACUGCUAAUUAAAAUCAGUACGACCAAGGCCAAACUUCGAGCUUUCCAUGAGACGAACCAAUGUGGGCGGGUAAAGUUCAUAACAAGUUCGACGUCCGGCUUAAUGAAAUUCGUUUGGAUCGUCCAACACGUUCUGUAUGAUGUUUGAUGGGUUCGACGCUUCAUUAAUUCGACGUCUGACCCAACAGACUGACAUAACUUAAUUAAGGUCGACCCAAAUUACAAUUUGGUUCGUUUCAUGAAACGUUCGACGUUUUGUGUCCGCCUGUGUUAAUCAAGAAUGGAUACACACUCUAUACUGAUAGGGGAGGGGAGGGGGUAGGGAAACUGACCCGUGUCCACAACUGUCUCAUUUGUGGAAUUCCACGUAGGGUUCGUUGAUACGGGCAAGGAUGAAGUUAAUGUAAAUAUGUUUUCGUUUUUUCUCUUUUUUUUUUUUUAAGAUUUCGAGUCUUUAACGUUGAAAGCGCUUUUCGGCUUAAAAAUCAGUGAUAUUUUGCCCGAACCGGAUUUUUGAAUGAAAGUCACUAACACGUCCGCAUUAUCUGUUGCUACGUAGACCAUGUAGACUAGCAUAUUGAUAGAGUAUCAAAAAAUUGAUUAUUUGAAGUUCUUUGCUUCGGAAGCAACUCUGCAAUGGACGUGCUUCCCAUCAGAAUUUGAGUUGUUUCUGUGGGCGUGUGGGUAGCCUGCAGCUCUUGUGUGAUUUUAUUGACUCGUUUCCAUGUUCAGGUGUAUGUAGCUGGUUAUGACGUCAGCAAGAAUCCAUUGGAGGCUUUUCAGUGUAUGGGUUACUGCCCUCAGAAAGAUGCACUUUGGCCUACUGUAACUUUAGAGGAGCAUCUCACACUGUUUGCCAGGAUUCGCGGAGUACCCUGGGAUGAAGUGAAGACACUUGUUAGCCAGUGAGUAUGCUUGAGUAAAAUCAAAGCAAGCGUUUUGUACCUUAGUAAGCAGUUGAUCUAAAUUUUGCGAACGAUAAUAUGGCCAAAUCUUUUGCAGUAGACCAUGCGUUUGUAUGUUAGAAAUUGUUUUUCUUCAAACAGAGGAUUUUCUGACGGAGCUUAAUUCUUCCUCAUGUGCCUGCAGAAAUCUUUUUGCGCCUUUAAACUCUUAUCCGUUAAAGCAAGAAACUUUCGAGAGCGCUAGCCUUUCGUUAGUUUCUGAAGCAUUAUACCCCAACACUCAAGUAAAGUUCACUCAUUCUUGUGCUUAUAUUGACACUUUCGUUAGUUAUAUGUCUGCUUUGAGGAUCACUGAACACGCCAAGAAGAAAGCGCAAGAUCUUUCAGGUGGAACGAAAAGAAAGGUAGUUAGCUAUCGCACGUUUUCCUUUGAAUUUCUUUAAGAAAUAGUCACGUUAUGUUUUUGAUUUAUUUCGGAGACGGUUUACUUAUAUCUUAUAUAUCGCAUAAUCCUAUUCAAAUUGCAGCAAAUUGCUGCUACAAAACUUUACUUUACAUCGCUCGAUCAUUUCAAAACAUGAUUCCGCAAAUGAAAAGAGCAAAUAUAACUGCUUGACUGACGAAGAUAUAAAGCAGAAACGUGUGUUAAAAGUCAUUAAAAAAAUAGAUGAUUCUCUCUGUUUGGAGAUCGAAUGAAAAACUCGAUCUCAAUCCGGCAUUUUAUUCACUACUAAACGGAAAAGUUAUGAGGUUCUUGUAAAUGAACUUCCGCUUUCCAGUCGUCUGCAUCAUCGAACCUCGUUGUUGUAAAGGCUUCCCUCGAGAGAGGGUCGCCGCAUGGCAGGAUGCAAACUCACUUCCUUUUUCAUCGACGACUCUGUUACACUCCUCCUUUUUUGAUUCAUUUUUGUAGGUCAGUUUUGGAAAUGCAAUGCUUGGAGACCCUCAACUUCUGUUACUGGAUGAGCCAUCGUCAGGCAUGGAUCCUUCUGCAAGGCGCUUCUUGUGGUAAGAAACAAGUUUUAUUUACACCCUAAAUGUCCGAAAUGUUAUUUAUAGUAUUUCCCUAAAUUAAAUAAGUGCUAGAGUACCUGAACAAUUUUUUUUUAAUUUAAAAUAUAUGUCGUGUUUCCUUGACAUUGUUGCAUUAGCUUUAUCGAGUUACGGAGGCGUGGUGUCCGAGCCACUCGGAAUUCGGAUCAGUAGGUGUGUGUUUAAGUAUUGCUGUGGCGUUGAGUUUCCUUCGAUAUUAAGGAAGAUUGCCCCCCUUUAUCUCCUUUCACCCAGGUAUACCAGUGGCGGAUCCAGGGAGGGGCCUGGGGGGGGUCGGGCCCCACCCUUAUUUUUGGACCAAACUGAGGCCCGAAGAACCGAAAAAAUUUUUUUGAGACCCCCCCCCUUAUCUAAGGGUCUGUAUGACCGGCCCCCUCGUCCCCCUUAUCUCAAGGUCUGGAUCCGGCAUUGUAUACUGGCUAAAGGCGACACACUGCUGGGGUAACCAUUGCUCAUGCGCCCCUUUACCUACCUUUACAUUUAUCUAUUUAUGAGAACCAACCACUAUCUUAGUAAACUUCAGUUGGGAGACUUAAUAUCAUGUUUCGUCUGUGAACAAAAUUCUUUUGUUUGACAAUUCAAAUGCCGACAUUUCUUCAGUAGAGUUCUACACGCUUAGAUUCUAGGUAUUCGCCCAGGUCGCCUCGAUGCUUCGAUUGUUGGUGACGACUGGGGGGAGUUCGAGAUGAUCAAGAUAAUUUUAUACAAACUAUUGCAAUCGUAUCAGUUGUCCGGAUUGCCCCGCUUCGCAUCAGAGGUGUUUGUAUAUGAUCAUCUUGAUCGCCCUGAAUGAUAAUGAUGAUGACCACCAUCACCACCAUUGUUGUUUCAGGGGCACCCAACGACGGUUCCCUCCUAAAUGCACUGAAAACACUUUUUAGCCUAUCCAGAAUACUUUUAGAUCUCUAGAAAAGCAUUCUAAACGGCACCGUAAACUUUGUAUCUGUUCGGUCAUCCUAGGGGAACAUGAGCCUUUUCGAAAUUUCAAGGCCUUGAGUACUAUUUUCCCAACAUUUUCUAACUCCUCUCUCCAUCACAUUUUUGAAUCCGAAAAUUUUAGGUUUCCUUUUUUCUGCGAAAAAUAGCCUAACUUGGGAAAUAAAAUGCUAAAACUAAACUUCAGAAAAUCGUAGGGAAGAUAGUAGAUAAGAUUCGAAAAUUGUACAUGACUGUAACGGUCAUCUAGACAUUUUUAGCCGUCCUCAAGUAAUAGAAAACUCUAGGCAAUAUUUGCUUCUCCGAUCCGAACAGAUAUUUUACAGAAAACAGUCGUUGGGUGCCCCUGUCGUUUCUUACAUUUUCCCCCUUUUCACGAUCAGGAACACAAUCAGUAAGAAUGUGCAAGGAACACGCGGAGCCAUUCUCACCACCCACUCAAUGGAGGAAGCGGAUGCUUUGUGUUCACGUGUUGGUAUCAUGGUCAAAGGUCGACUCAAGUGAGUCUGCAAUAUAAAGUGACUCUUUGUUACUUAGUCCUUAGUUGUUCGAUGGAUACCUUAUGAUUGGUUGAGUAACUCGCGCCACUCUCUCAACCAAUUAGAAGUAAACCUAAACCGAUUGUGUGUUACCCACUGUAUUUUUCCCGCGCUUUACGUUGGCUACGUCGGUGUUAGCAUCAACUUGUGAUUUGUUUAUUAGAGGCAAUUGUCUGCGUUAUGAUAGCCGGCGUAAUAACUUCGGGUUUGGUAUUACAACACUCCGGCCUCAGUUGCCUUCUCGUCUUACUCGGCAUUAAACGCUGGGGACAACAUUCAUAACAAAAAUAGUCUGCUUUGAUUUCUCUUCUUCGACCCCAAACGUAAGACAUAAGCCAAUUCUUUGCUCGAACUCUAUGAAGUACACCAGUACAAUGAUAAUCUUUUUCCUUCUGAAGAUGUCUUGGUUCAACGCAACAUUUAAAAAGUACUUAUGGCAGCGGUUAUACCCUGGAAAUUAAGCUCAAGCAAACACAGUCACCUGAACCUUCCACAGAAGACCCAAUGGAACUGUUACACAGCUUUGUUUCAGAGUUGCUGCCAGGUGCUACGCGGUCUGAAAUUUUCGGGGGAAGAGUGGUAUACAAGGUUCCAAAAGAAGGUGUUGGUGUGUUGUCAAUCAUCUUUCACAAGCUGGAGAAAGGUAUGAUGUUUACUAAAACAGUCUUAAUUUGUGACCCUAAGCCAUAGCGUGCUACUCAAGUUACCGGAAGGUAGUCAUGUGAUUAUUUGAUACUUGUUAUUGCAGGCAAGGAGGAGAUAGGGAUAGAAGAAUACAGCUUCAGUCAGUCGACACUUGAACAGGUAUUGUCUAGUUUUCAUGUUUUUUUUUUUCAUGAGCUUGUGCUAGGCUCUCAGAUCUCAGGCCACUUAAGGGAUGACUACCUAAUUAAAUAUGCAUAUUUUAGUAAAUGCUAUUUAGAACGGUUUGCUCCCAUCAGUGCUCCUGAAAAGUGAACUACAAAUGUGGCUCAACGAAAAAAACACGUGAAACGUGAUUUCGAAUAACACGUGACAUCGCUUUCUCAAUGACGUCACAAAAUACAUUUUCUUAAAUGGGGAAGGGUUGCAAACCUUAAUCUUAGGAAUUUUCACCACCAAAAUGUUACAUAACCAGUGUAAAUCGUAAAUUCACCUUGUAUGAUUGGAAAUGUUAUUUAUCCUAUUAGCUAUUUAACUAAUUAAUUAGUCACGUGACCCUUUUCCCUUUAUUUACCGAUUCCUAUAUAACGUAAACACACAUACAAGGCGAAUUUAUAAGAACCUUUUUAAUAGCCUCUGAAAUGUACUUAAAAGAACUUGUUGCUCUUUCAUUAUCCUUUCCCCAUUUUAGAGUAAAUAUUUUGACCCUUAAUUCUCAAUUAUCAGUCACGUGACGAAAAUUUGAGCUUCUCAAAUGCACUCAUAUUGCUAAGGCCAUUAAGCUACAUUUGUAGUUCAAUUUACGGGAUCAUUGAUAGAAGCAAACCGUGCUAAAUGGCAUUUUAUCAAAAUAUGCAUAUUUAAUCAGAUAGUCAUGCCUUCAGUGGGUUGAGGAUGGUAGGGACGUCGCGAAAAUAUAACAAGCCAAGCGAGAAUAACACCUGCAAGAUCUGGGGAAGGGAACGGUCUCUCUCCCCAUCCCCCGCGCGUUUUUCGCAUAACUUUUUACUUCACGACCAACUACUAUCUUGGAACCUGCAUAGGGGUAUCUAGACACCGAAAAAUGCGCUGCCGAUAAAACGAGGCGCAGAAGUCGAUUUUAUUAUUAUUAUAAUUAAUUUUGUAUGAGAGUUUACUGAAUAUCUGAUGGAACUAGUGUUUGACAGUUUGUCAAACGAGCUGUAACUCUUCAAAGAAAUUCAAAGCUAAAUUUUCCCAAACUCUCACGUUGAUUAUUUAACAAUUAUCCCACGAGUACGCGUUGGAUAUGGGUAAGUUGGCUAUAAUGAAUCAUAUAAUAAUAAUAUAAUAAUAAUAAUAAUAAUAAUAAUAAUAAUAAUAAUAAUAAUAAUAAUAAUAUUUAAUAUUUAUAUAGCGCAAAUUAAGAUACAGGAGGAUAUGAUCAAAUGCCCUGUACAGUUAAAAUUGAAUCCAAAAUUACUGUUACCUAUUUACAAUUUUGAAUUUACAAGAAAAUGCGAAGAAUUAUACUAUGUGAAACACUAAAAAGAAAUUAUAAAUUACACGCUUCUCUAAAAUAGUGAGUUUUAAGCAGUGACUUAAAGGUGUUAAAAUACACAUAUCAUAUCCAACAAGCUUGAGUGGAAUAAUUGUUUCAUUAAAAACGCCCACAAAAUAUCGAGAAUUCAUCACGACUUUAUUUGUAAAAAGAACCGAUUUUCUGCUUGUUUUUAAUUUUAAGCAGACGCGUCAAGUUACCAUAUUUGAAGAGCAUGGUAUAAUCGCUCCUAAACCAUUAGGGCCAAACCAAUCAGAGCUCUAGAAUUGCAUUAUCCAAUCACGGAUUCAGUUUUUAAUAAUAUCCAAUAUCAAAACAACCUUCAUGAUAAAGAUUUCCAUGCACAGUUUGCCAGUGUGUUAGUUAAAAACGCGGCAAAAGAAUAAAGUGAAUUAAUUGAGGUUGUCUUUCAGGUUUUUCUUGAGUUUGCCCGAGAGCAAGACGACGAUCGAACGGGAGCUCAAGACAAAACAGAGGACGACGAAAUCCAGAAUGGGGAGGCUCACGUAUCAGUUUAGUAACAUGUAUCAAAUUAUAAAAUCGUAUUCGUAAUAAAAACAAAACUAUUAUUUUAAGUUAAUAUACAAAGAGACGAAUCCUUGCUUGCAUUUUUUCUUAUUGACAUAGGCUUAUCAUUAUAUGAAUAUGCCAAUAAAAAAAAAAUUCUGAAUAUUUAAAGAGCAUAAUAAUUCUAGUUAUUUCUGAAAAUUUGAACCCGACAUAUGAUAUACCAUAUAGUUAAAGAGAAAUUCUCUUUGAAAAACCCCAAACUUUACAAAGAAUAUAUUUGCUUAUUAACGUUUUUGCCAGCGGUCAAAUAUAUUACCUCUUCGGUCGAAGAAUAUUUUGAUUUUCUUAUUAGGGUGCGUACCUAAAGACAUAAGUGGCCGGCAGGAUCGGUCAUUUUGAAAACAAAAUAGCCUCAAUUUUCAAGAGUUUUUGCUUAAACAUCAUCAUGCAUAUUAUUGAGGAAUAAAUUGAUGUUGUUGGACAGUUUGGAAUUUUCUCUAUACCUGGACUAGCCUAUAGCCGGCCAGUAAGUUCUGACUAAUUUUGAGCAAGUGAAUGCUUUACCUAAGUGAGAGAAGACACUACUUCUAAAGUUUUGCGUAAACUUCCUCUGCUCUUUAUUUUGCCAAAGUAUCAUCAGUAUUAUACAGUCUCAUGUGAACGUGACCGCCGAUUCACGUGCUUCAAGAAGGCAGUGGGUCCUUCGUUCUCGGCAGUCAUGAAGUAUUAAUUUUUUUUGAACGCUUAUUGUGACCAAUGAUAUUCUAGAGAUGGUAUAAACAGUUUCUAAGGUAUUCUUGAAGACAAACACGUGUGAAUAGAAUGUAACUUUUUCACGUUUGCAAACUCGCCUUCUGUUAUGGCACAGUGAGUUUGAUGUAUUAGGACAUAUUAGUGAACGACCGAUCAUUCAUUUAUUUUUAUAAUCAGUUGAAGUGGUCAAAUGAGCUACAUUUGCAAGCAAGCUAGAAACAAAGGCUGUGAUCGUAAAGAAAUUCUAAUAACAAGUUUUAUGUAGGGAU